Molecule: messenger RNA, 7378 nt
Organism: Carassius auratus (goldfish)
Lineage: Eukaryota; Metazoa; Chordata; Actinopteri; Cypriniformes; Cyprinidae
Gene: muc13a
Product: mucin 13a, cell surface associated
Exons: 5
Coding region: 391-7161 (2256 amino acids)
Source: RefSeq, a predicted model, not a curated record
AUACCUAUAGGUGUCGUGACAACACUUCUGCCUACACAAACAGAAGCUACAACAGAGGCAGUGACAAGCAAUGCAGUACAAUCUGCAAUAACAGAGUCAUCACCACCUCAAGUCAUAACAGAAUCUUUAACAACCAAAACUGUGUCAAUAACACCAAGUGAAACAACAGUGUCUUCAUCAGAAACAGCACCACCAACAACAAAAAUAACAUCAUCUAAUGUGAUUUUUACAGCUGCCAAGGCAAAAAGUGCAAAUACUUUAACAUCAACAGGAAAAUCAUCAGCAUUGCCAACAACUGGUUGGGGCACAACCACAGCAGCAACUGCUAAUAAUGAACCAAAAACAACCAAUUCUACACUAACUGAGGUUUCAUCUACUGUUUUAGUUUCUAUGACAGUAGAUACUGUGACAACAACAACAGCUCUAGCAGAGUCUGCUACUGAGACCAAAGCUUCAACCUUUGAACAAGUGACUUCAGCGUUGCCAGUAACAGCACUGGGCUCAACCACAGCAGCAACUGUUACCAAUGAACGAGAAUCAACCAAGAAUACACUAGCUGAGGGUUCAUCUACUAUGUUACAUUCAGUGGCAGUAGAUACAGUCACAACAACAUUGACAACAAGCUUAACAGAGUCUGCUACUGCACCCAAAGCUUCAACCUUGGUACCAGAGACAUCUCAGGUCACAGGAGAAUCAUCAUCAGUCCAAAAGGAAACUACAACAUUAAUGUCAGUUAAGCCAGUAACAGUGGCACAUACCUCAGAAGUCUCCACCACUGUUGAAAGAGUGAAACAAGAACCUACAACACAUGCUGACAAUGGUUCUUCAUCAGCAGGAAUAACUACAUUGAGAGCAUCUGGUACAACAGAAUCAACAUUGGCUUCAACUACAGCAGUACUAAAAACAGAGGGAUCACCACCUUUACCUGAGACAAGUGAUGUAAAGACAACAACUGCAAGAUCAUCCAGAUCUACAGAAUCAACUGCAGAAGCCCCAACAUUGUUGGUACGAACAACAAGUACAACUAAUGCAACAUCAGCAGGAGUGACAUCAGCAUUGACAGCAACUGCACUGGGCUCAACCACAGCAGCAACUGUUAGCAAUGAACCAGAAUCAACCAAGAAUACACUAGCUGAGGGUUCAUCUACUAUGUUACAUUCUGUGGCAGUAGAUACAGUCACAACAACAUCGACAACAAGCUUAACAGAGUCUGCUACUGCACCCAAAGCUUCAACCUUGGUACCAGUGACAUCUCAAGUUACAACAGAAUCAUCAUCAGCCCAAAACGAAACUACAAAAUUAAUUUCAGUGAAACCAGUAACAGUGGUUCAUACCUCAGAAGUCUCCACUACUGUAGAAAGAGUUUCACAAGAAACUACAACACACGCUGACAUUGGUUCUUCAUUAGCAGGAAUAACUACAUUGAGAGCAUCUGGUACAACAGAAUCAACAUUGGCUUCAACUACAGCAGUACUAAAAACAGAGGGAUCAUCACCUUUACCUGAGACAGGUGAAGUAAAGACAACAAUUGCAAGAACAUCUGGAACUACAGAAUCAUCUGCAGAAGCACCAACAUUGUUGGUACGAACAACAAGUGCAACUAAUGCAACAUCAGCAGGAGUGACAUCAGCAUUGACAGCAACUGCACUGGGCUCAACCACAGCAGCAACUGUUAGCAAUGAACCAGAAUCAACCAAGAAUACACUAGCUGAGGGUUCAUCUACUAUGCUGCAUUCUGUGGCAGUAGAUACAGUCACAACAACAUCGACAACAAGCUUAGCAGGGUAUGCUACUGCACCAAAAGCCUCAACCUUGGUACCAGUGACAUCUGAAGUUACAACAGAAUCAUCAUCAGCCCAAAACGAAACUACAAAAUUAAUUUCAGUGAAACCAGUAACAGUGGUUCAUACCUCAGAAGUCUCCACUACUGUAGAAAGAGUUUCACAAGAAACUACAACACACGCUGACAUUGGUUCUUCAUUAGCAGGAAUAACUACAUUGAGAGCAUCUGGUACAACAGAAUCAACAUUGGCUUCAACUACAGCAGUACUAAAAACAGAGGGAUCAUCACCUUUACCUGAGACAGGUGAAGUAAAGACAACAAUUGCAAGAACAUCUGGAACUACAGAAUCAUCUGCAGAAGCACCAACAUUGUUGGUACGAACAACAAGUGCAACUAAUGCAACAUCAGCAGGAGUGACAUCAGCAUUGACAGCAACUGCACUGGGCUCAACCACAGCAGCAACUGUUAGCAAUGAACCAGAAUCAACCAAGAAUACACUAGCUGAGGGUUCAUCUACUAUGCUGCAUUCUGUGGCAGUAGAUACAGUCACAACAACAUCGACAACAAGCUUAGCAGGGUAUGCUACUGCACCAAAAGCCUCAACCUUGGUACCAGUGACAUCUGAAGUUACAACAGAAUCAUCAUCAGCCCAAAACGAAACUACAACAUUAAUUUCAGUGAAGCCAGUAACAGUGGUUCAUACCUCAGAAGUCUCCAUCACUGUUGAAAAAGUGACACAAGAACCUACAACACAUGCUGACAAUGGUUCUUCAUCAGCAGGAACAACUACAUUGAGAGCAUCUGGUACAACAGAAUCAACAUUGGCUUUAACUACAGCAGUACUAAAAACAGAGGGAUCAUCACCUUUACCUGAGACAGGUAAAGUAAAGACAUCAUCCAGAACUACAGAAUCAUCUUCAGAAGCCCCAACAUUGUUGGUACGAACAACAAGUGCAACUAAUGCAACAUCAGCAGGAGUGACAUCAGCAUUGACAGCAACUGCACUGGGCUCAACCACAGCAGCAACUGUUAGCAAUGAACCAGAAUCAACCAAGAAUACACUAGAUAAGGGUUCAUCUACUAUGUUGCAUUCUGUGGCAGUAGAUACAAUCACAACAACAUCGACCACAAGCUUAACAGAGUCUGCUACUGCACCCAAAGCUUCAACCUUGGUAUCAGAGACAUCUCAGGUCACAGGAGAAUCGUCAUCAGUCCAAAAGGAAACUACGACAUUAAUGUCAGUAAAGCCAGUAACAGUGGCACAUACCUCAGAGGUGUUCACCACAGUUGAUAGAGUGAAACAAGAACCUACAACACAUGCUGACAAUGGUUCUUCAUCAGCAGGAAUAACUACAUUGAGAGCAUCUGGAACAACAGAAUCAACAUUGGCUUCAACUACAGCAGUACUAAAAACAGAGGGAUCACCACCUUUACCUGAGACAGGUGAAGUAAAGACAACAACUGCAAAUACAUCCAGAACUACAGAAUCAUCUGCAGAAGCCCCAACAUUGUUGGUACGAACAACAAGUGCAACUAAUGCAACAUCGGCAGUAGUGACAUCAGCAUUGACAGCAACUGCACUGGGCUCAACCACAGCAGCAACUGUUAGCAAUGAACCAGAAUCAACCAGGAACACACUAGCUGAGGGUUCAUCUACUAUGUUACAUUCUGUGGCAGUAGAUACAGUCACAACAACAUCGACAACAAGCUUAGCAGGGUAUGCUACUGCACCAAAAGCCUCAACCUUGGUACCAGUGACAUCUCAAGUUACAACAGAAUCAUCAUCAGCCCAAAACGAAACUACAACAUUAAUUUCAGUGAAACCAGUAACAGUGGCACAUACCUCAGAAGUCUCCACCACUGUUGAAAAAGUGACACAAGAACCUACAACACAUGCUGACAAUGGUUCUUCAUCAGCAGGAACAACUACAUUGAGAGCAUCUGGUACAACAGAAUCAACAUUGGCUUCAACUACAGCAGUACUAAAAACAGAGGGAUCACCACCUUUACCUGAGACAAGUGAUGUAAAGACAACAAUUGCAAGAUCAUCCAGAACUACAGAAUCAUCUGCAAAAGCCCCAAUAUUGUUGGUACGAACAACAAGUGCAACUAAUGCAACAUCAGCAGGAGUGACAUCAGCAUUGACAGCAACUGCACUGGGCUCAACCACAGCAGCAACUGUUAGCAAUGAACCAGAAUCAACCAAGAAUACACUAGCUGAGGGUUCAUCUACUAUGUUGCAUUCUGUGGCAGUAGAUACAAUCGCAACAACAUCGACAACAAGCUUAACAGAGUCUGCUACUGCACCCAAAGCUUCAACCUUGGUACCAGUGACAUCUCAAGUUACAACAGAAUCAUCAUCAGCCCAAAACGAAACUACAACAUUAAUUUCAGUGAAACCAGUAACAGUGGCACAUACCUCAGAAGUCUCCACCACUGUUGAAAAAGUGACACAAGAACCUACAUCACAUGCUGACAAUGGUUCUUCAUUAGCAGGAACAACUACAUUGAGAGCAUCUGGUACAACAGAAUCAACAUUGGCUUCAACUACAGCAGUACUAAAAACAGAGGGAUCAUCACCUUUACCUGAGACAGGUGAAGUAAAGACAACAAUUGCAAGAACAUCUGGAACUACAGAAUCAUCUUCAGAAGCCCCAACAUUGUUGGUACAAACAACAAGUGCAACUAAUGCAACAUCAGCAGGAGUGACAUCAGCAUUGACAGCAACUGCACUGGGCUCAACCACAGCAGCAACUGUUAGCAAUGAACCAGAAUCAACCAAGAAUACACUAGAUAAGGGUUCAUCUACUAUGUUGCAUUCUGUGGCAGUAGAUACAAUCACAACAACAUCGACAACAAGCUUAACAGAGUCUGCUACUGCACCCAAAGCUUCAACCUUGGUAUCAGAGACAUCUCAGGUCACAGGAGAAUCGUCAUCAGUCCAAAAGGAAACUACAACAUUAAUGUCAGUGAAGCCAGUAACAGUGGCACAUACCUCAGAGGUGUUCACCACAGUUGAUAGAGUGAAACAAGAACCUACAACACAUGCUGACAAUGGUUCUUCAUCAGCAGGAAUAACUACAUUGAGAGCAUCUGGAACAACAGAAUCAACAUUGGCUUCAACUACAGCAGUACUAAAAACAGAGGGAUCAUCACCUUUACCUGAGACAGGUGAAGUAAAGACAACAACUGCAAAUACAUCCAGAACUACAGAAUCAUCUGCAGAAGCCCCAACAUUGUUGGUACGAACAACAAGUACAACUAAUGCAACAUCGGCAGUAGUGACAUCAGCAUUGACAGCAACUGCACUGGGCUCAACCACAGCAGCAACUGUUAGCAAUGAACCAGAAUCAACCAGGAACACACUAGCUGAGGGUUCAUCUACUAUGUUACAUUCUGUGGCAGUAGAUACAGUCACAACAACAUCGACAACAAGCUUAGCAGGGUAUGCUACUGCACCAAAAGCCUCAACCUUGGUACCAGUGACAUCUCAAGUUACAACAGAAUCAUCAUCAGCCCAAAACGAAACUACAAAAUUAAUUUCAGUGAAACCAGUAACAGUGGUUCAUACCUCAGAAGUCUCCACCACUGUUGAAAAAGUGACACAAGAACCUACAACACAUGCUGACAAUGGUUCUUCAUUAGCAGGAACAACUACAUUGAGAGCAUCUGGUACAACAGAAUCAACAUUGGCUUUAACUACAGCAGUACUAAAAACAGAGGGAUCAUCACCUUUACCUGAGACAGGUGAAGUAAAGACAACAAUUGCAAGAACAUCUGGAACUACAGAAUCAUCUGCAGAAGCCCCAACAUUGUUGGUACGAACAACAAGUGCAACUAAUGCAACAUCAGCAGGAGUGACAUCAGCAUUGACAGCAACUGCACUGGGCUCAACCACAGCAGCAACUGUUAGCAAUGAACCAGAAUCAACCAAGAAUACACUAGCUGAGGGUUCAUCUACUAUGUUGCAUUCUGUGGCAGUAGAUACAAUCGCAACAACAUCGACAACAAGCUUAACAGAGUCUGCUACUGCACCCAAAGCUUCAACCUUGGUACCAGUGACAUCUCAAGUUACAACAGAAUCAUCAUCAGCCCAAAAUGAAACUACAACAUUAAUGUCAGUAAAGCCAGUAACAUUGGCUCAUACCUCAGAAGUCUCCACCACUGUUGAAAAAGUGACACAAGAACCUACAUCACAUGCUGACAAUGGUUCUUCAUUAGCAGGAAUAACUACAUUGAGAGCAUCUGGUACAGAAUCAAUAGGAUCAACAUUUGCUUCAACUACAGCAGUACUUAAAACAGAGGGAUCAUCACCUUUACCUGUGACAGGUGAAGUAAAGACAACAACUGCAAGAACAUCCGGAACUACAGAAUCAUCUGCAGAAGCUCCAACAUUGAUGGUACGAACAACAAGUGCAACUAAUGCAACAUCAGCAGUAGUGACAUCAGCAUUGUCAGCAACUACAGCCAGGACAACCACAGCAGCAACAAUAACUACAACUGGAGAUGUAGUGACAACAAAAAUAGUUCUAGCAGUGUCUUCUACUGCACCCAAAGCUUCAACCUUGGUAUCAGUGUCAUCAGUAUUGCCAGCAACUGCAUCAGAGACAAAUACAGCAGCUAAUGUUAGCAGUGAACCAGAAUCAACCAAGAAUACAUCAGCUAAGGUUUCACCAACUGUAUUACAUUCUACAACAACAACAACAACAAGGAAGCCAGUAACAAUGUCUCAUACCUCAGAGGUCUCCACCACUGUCAAAAAUGGUACUUUAUCAACAGGACAUACUACAUUGAACAAAUCUGGUACCCCCGAAUCAAGAAUUGCACUGACGACAGUAGCAACAGAGACCACAAACACUGAUCCUCCUACCAUUGACGAGGGAAGCAUACACUUAAGAUUCAGUCUAAAUGAAACUUUCAGAGAAAUAUAUAACAACCGAUCAUCCCCUGAAUUCAUUGCAUUAGCAACACAUGUGGUAACUGUGAUAAACGGAAUUUACAGGGCAAGCGAUCUCAGAGGAUACAGACGAAGCAGAGUCAACUCUUUCACGAGUGGCUCCAUUAAAGUAGACAUGACUCUUAUCUUUGAGAAUUCUUCUAUAGUCCCAAGCUCAUUUGAAGUAGAAGCUAUUCUUAACAUGACCGCUCUGAAUGGUACCAUACCUCUGGACAUCAUACUUGAAACUAUCAAAGCAGGGGAAAUAGUAACUUCUACACCAGUGCCUGUCUCAAAUGUUGAAUCUACCACCACAAAAUACACAUCGAGUACAAAUGAGUACACAAACACCACGUCUAGUGGCUUUCCAUGGAUGGUUCGCUGUUCACUUCUGACUAUAUAUCCAGCCAUAAUUGUUUUAUUAGCACAAACAUUGUUGUAAUUUUAAAGUGCACUGGUAAAGUUCACUAAAGAAACAAAAUGAAAGGCAAUAUGUUUAAUAUAAUAUUUAAGCUGAUUGUAUUGGUGAGUAAUGGACAAAUGUUGUAGAAGUUUAUUUUAUGCAGAGACUGUAGUUUACGGAGAGACUAAAGACUAUAGUUUUUUAGGACCAUCAGCCUAUAAAAUAAAAUGAAUCUGAGAAGGACUAGUCAUCAGGG